Polypterus senegalus (gray bichir) is the source of this 1044-nucleotide messenger RNA. RefSeq names its product UDP-glucuronosyltransferase 2A1-like. The coding region runs from base 399 to 983 and encodes 194 amino acids. Gene Ontology annotation, molecular function: UDP-glycosyltransferase activity. The record is from RefSeq and is a predicted model, not a curated record. The transcript has a single exon. NCBI's taxonomy places the organism in Eukaryota, Metazoa, Chordata, Cladistia, Polypteriformes, Polypteridae.
UCAACACUGAUCACCCUUGAAUUAAGCUAAUCUGCACAAUUUUUGGGUGAUGCAGGAUUUGCAGUCAGUAUGUAUUAAUGUGAGCUGACUAUAAUCUUCAAAUUCAAAUACAAACCAUGUUAAGUUUAAACAUAGAUGUCAUCAUUUCUUUUAAUCAUACAAAGCCAAAACACAAAUUAUGUAAGACAAGAUGUGUUAAAAAUACUGUUAAAAUUACAUUGAUUUUAAUCAGCUACUACAUUGAUGACCUGCUCGAUGUCUGCCGCAUUUAACUUUUACAUUGCAGACAAUGUUCCCGUACAAAGGUUACCAGAAUAAAUAGAAUAGUCGACUGGGCCAACCUGACACUCCCGCCGUAAAACGGAAGUACUGAGUUAACUACAGAGGACGCUUUAGCAAUGGGGCCUGCCGUGCGAAUCUUAUCCCUUCUUUUUCUACAGUUAUUCGUGCUUAAGCCCACCUUGGCUGGAAAUGUGCUGGUGUGGCCCACGGAACACAGCCACUGGCUUAAUAUGAAAGUCAUUUUGGAGGCUCUAGAAGGCAGAGGUCACAGUGUCACCCUGCUACACAGUUCAUCGUCGCCGCACUUUAACGACACCGGCCGCUUCAAGACGGAGAUCUUCGAGGUUUCCUUUUCAUUUGAAUCCAGUCUUAAACUAUUACAUGACGGAUUGAAUAUAUUCUUGAUAGAAUCGCAGUCGCUGUCUUCAUUGCAGUUCAUUUUGAAGAUACGGGAGUUUAUCACGAAAACCGCGGAGCUCAAUAAGCAGAUGUGUGACGGAGUGCUCCGCAACGAGGAGGUGCUGAAAAGAUUGCGACAGUCGCACUUCGACGUUCUUCUCUCGGACCCAAUAUUCCCGUGCGGAGAAUUAGUGGUGUCCUUCGGAAACUGCAUGGAGAGACAAUGCGGACAGUUGCCCGCUCCCCCCUCCUUUGUGCCCAUUGUCUGCACACAGACACUAUGGAUUUUCAGAUGCGCCUGAAGAACCUCUUAAUUUACUUGGGUGCUGACAUGUAUUUGUACGAAUGGUCAUUUUCAAAUUG